AUGAUAGUCGCACGGCAAUACACCUUCAUCCUGGCUGUGACUCUGUGUUCCGGAUCGUUUGGGGUGAGGCGCAGCACUUCUGAGAUCAGCUUUUCUGAAGGGCGCCUGAUUAUGAAUAGGUAUUUCCUUGGGCCAAAGUUCGGCUUGCCCUUACAGUACUUGGAGAAUGCGGUUGAAUUCGACGGCUUCAUCUCUCUGGACGGCGAAAAGACACCAAAAACGCAUUUCCCAGUAGACUUUUGGCGCAGUACAGGGUACAACUUGCUGCCGUUGCGCCCGUCGAGUUCGCAAGCCGCCACACGGUGGGUUUUCAAGCAUCAAACAUCCGCAAGAAUAAUCGACGACGAGCUCUUCAUCUACCGUCAUUACCACAUUAGGGGUCCACCUUGCUCCCAAGUCGACUUCGUCAGAACUGUCGACAGCUAA
Molecule: messenger RNA, 426 nt
Organism: Colletotrichum gloeosporioides
Lineage: Eukaryota; Fungi; Ascomycota; Sordariomycetes; Glomerellales; Glomerellaceae
Exons: 2
Coding region: 1-426 (141 amino acids)
Source: RefSeq, a predicted model, not a curated record